Molecule: messenger RNA, 1077 nt
Organism: Talaromyces amestolkiae
Lineage: Eukaryota; Fungi; Ascomycota; Eurotiomycetes; Eurotiales; Trichocomaceae
Exons: 2
Coding region: 1-1077 (358 amino acids)
Biological process (GO): L-threonine metabolic process
Molecular function (GO): ATP binding; homoserine kinase activity
Source: RefSeq, a predicted model, not a curated record
AUGUCCUCCUCCUUCAGCAUCCGCAUCCCCUGCUCGUCCGCCAACAUCGGCCCCGGCUUCGACGUCAUUGGGCUUGCACUAACCCUAUACCUCGAAGUGCACGUCACAAUCGACUCGACGCCUUCCUCGCUCGAGCACAACAAAUACCCCCUCAACUGCGCAAUCACAUAUGAGAAUCUGAGCGGCAGCAAAGAGCAGAUCAGCCUGGACCCCGAAGUCAAUCUGAUCACCCGCGUGGCUCUGUAUGUGCUGAGAUGUCACGACCAGCGCGCAUUCCCGGCCAAUACACAUGUACACAUCAAGAAUCCGAUCCCAUUAGGUAGGGGUUUGGGAACGUCUGGAACCGCGGUGGUAGCUGGUGUAGUCUUGGGUAAUGAAUUGGGAAAGCUGGGCUUGACCAAAGCCCGUCUUCUCGAUUACUGUUUAAUGAUCGAACGACAUCCGGAUAACGUCGCCGCAUCUCUCUUUGGUGGCUUCGUAGGCACAUACCUCAGCGACCUCAAACCCGAAGACGUCGCGCGCAUCGAAAUCCCCUUGAGUGAAGUUCUCCCCGAACCCGCCGGCGGCAUCGACACGGGCAAACAACCGCCCAAACCACCCGUUGGAAUCGGUCACUGCACAAAAUUCCCCUGGGCAAAGGAAAUCAAAGCGCUCGCUAUAAUCCCAGACUUCGUCGUGCCCACAGCCAAUGCGCGUGAUGUGUUGCCAAAACAAUAUUCGCGCGCCGAUGUGGUUUUCAACCUGCAGCGUGUUGCGCUUCUGCCCAUUGCGCUGGGUGCUUCUCCCCCAGACGCGGAUAUGAUUUAUCUCGCUAUGCAGGAUAGAGUGCAUCAACCCUACCGCCAGACUCUGAUCCCCGGAUUGAUGGAGAUUCUGCAGUCCAUGACCCCGGCCACACAGCCCGGUUUAUUGGGUAUUUGUCUUUCGGGCGCGGGGCCUACGAUUCUGGCGCUUGCGACGGACAAUUUUGAGGAGAUUGCGCAGAAAAUCACCGGACGUUUUGCCGAGAGGGGAAUUGAGUGUCAAUGGAAAUUGUUGGAGUUGGCGCAGGAGGGGACACUUGUGGAGCAUCAUUAA